AGGAUAGGAACGGAUAGGAGAGGUUUUUUUCAAAACAUUUUGUUUAUGAAUAUAACAAUAGAUUAUUUUCAGAGAUGCAAUUUUUCACAACAAAAGCCGUCAUAUUUCAACCGGUGUCUAAAACAUGAAUGCUAAAGCCAUCUGUUGCAAUAAAAGUCAAAAUGGGCAAUCUGAAACUGUAUCCCAAAAUUUCAUUGCAGUUAUUGAAAAUCUGCACAUCAUUCAAUACUUGAAUCAUUUACUUGUUUUUCGGAAAGUAUUGACUGCGUAAGACUAGUCGUUGGAAUCAGCAAAUACAUAUUUAUUUGCAAACUUUAUUUCACUGAACGGCUUUAUGGCAAACGUCGGCCUUUUAUCGUAGAAAAUUAAGCGGAGUUGUUUGAAAAAGCUUAGUUAUACAGAACAUUCAUUAAAAAUUCUUUUGUUUCAUAAAGAAACAAAGUACAGCUGGUUCUUGCCUCAAAAUUGAAAGAUCCGCGAAUAUUUGAUUUGACGAAAUAUAGCCUUCAUCUUUCUACGCUUUUAUGUUUUGUGUUGAUUUCAUGGAUGCUGCAAAAAUCUUGAAAGAUGUUUACAAAUCGUGUCUGUGGAAAAAGUAAAUUUGAAUACAUGAUUUAAGAAAAGACGAUUUUUGAGCUUGCCUGUCUUCAAAAGCCAAUGUUUUGCGUUUGUGGAUGGUAAACAAAUUGUAUUUGGUGCUAACAAUAAGGUUGAAACAUAGAUUAGCAUAUCAUUGCACUCACUGGGCAAAUUUUGUGGUGCUUGCAUACCUGAAAAUUGGCUUUGGAUAGAAACCUAAUGGAAAGGAUAAGAAACAGGUUGUAUGAGGCGAAGGAAAGGUUCGAGAACCAUGUUAAAAAAUUCGGAAAGGGGACUUUCCUGGGAUAUUCGCUGGCUAUUAUUCCUCGCUUCUUUUUCGUGUUCCACGCCGUGCUUUCAGUUCGUUUAUUGGAGAAAUACAUGAAAUAUGAGACGAUACAUGCAAAUGAUAAAGAUAUUCUGGUUGCAACGCAGAUACCGAUUUCGCCUCUUUUUGCUGGACUUAUACUCCUUGGGUUUGAGUCUCUGUACACUUUGGUAGCAAGGAAAGGACAUGAGUAUAAACACAUAUGGUUCAGCGGAUUUCUUUAUCUUGUUACGGAAAUACCUGUUAUAUUUUGUCUCGAGUACGCAUUCUUUAAAAAGAGGAAGAUGUACUCAGAUCUUGCAAAAACAGUUGCUUCAAACGGCACAGCGAAUAUUGCUGUACUUACAAAACCACCUUAUGAACCGGAUACGUAUGUGAACUGCUUCCACCCUGCUCUACAGUUCAACUGCACUGAACAAUUCAUCAGGAAGUUUGCUGAGCUUGGGCUUAUAUGUGUCAUCAUCAUUGGUCGCUGGAUGCUUCCACGGGGAGAACUGACACGUGACCAACUGUCAGCUCUUCUGAUUGGCUACGUGAACACAGCAGCAGAUUUGACAGAGUUUGUAGGCCUUUUGACUAAGACUGAAAUUAACAGUCAGAAAACAGUGGUAGUUGUUGUGUUGGUUAUAUACAGCCUCAGUCUGAUGCAGUUCACUGUAGUCACAACAAGCACAACGUACGAAUACUCUGAAUCUGAGAAAGAGGAGAUAAACUAUCUUACCAGAAAUCUCACACAACACCGAGUACAGAGCUUCUUGGAGCCAAGGGCUGUAAAAAUGCGACAAUCAGAUAUGUCGAGGAGCGUCGACAAACUAGCUAAAGAUGUGUUUCGCACAGGACAAAGAGUUGGCAGGAGAGGACGAGCUGUCUUGCCAGAAUCAGGUGCUACAGGGCAAAACACGAUGAAAGAGAAAGGGCAAAACAAAAAAGGAAAAGAAAAGCUUGUUAAAGAUAUUAUUUAUGAAGAAUCCGAAGAGGUUUGGGAAAAGGAAAACCAGUUUCAAGGCCAAAAGAAUGACAAAGAAAAGAUUGCUAGUGAUGGGUUGAAUGAAAAAAUUCAAUAUGAUGUUAACUGCAAUGAGCCGAAAAAUGGCGCAAAAAGAAUGAAGGCUGAAGCUUUUGAAAAAUGGCAGUCGGACCUCCACGUCUCAAUUCGCCUUGAGAGAGUUAGGAAGUCUGUCACUCAAGAGAAUUGGAAAGAUCUCUCGGAUACAUUGAAGAAUUUAAAAAGGAAGCGAUAUGAGCAAAAGCAUGAUAAUCUUGAAUUUGAUGAAAAUCUAAAGCAGUACCCAUCAGAAAUUUUGUCACCUGAAGAAGAUUUUGAUGACAGUGAUGACCAGUCUUCGUGGAGCAAAUGGAUUGAGGUUGUUCAAACUGAAAUGGGUGGAUUGUUGAUAGCUUUGUUGCUUCAAGAGAUUCCGUUCUUCUUCACAAGAGUUGCAUUUAUGUAUAACUACAGACUCUUCGAUAGAGGCCUUAUCUUUUAUACAAUCAAGAACUUCUUUAUGUUAAGCUUCUUGAAUUAUAGAUUAUGGGUGGCAACAACUGAUGAUUGAGAUGUAUCUCUAUCGUGGUAAAAACUAAAAGGCCUGUUGACACUUGCCUCUGCCUCACGACAAAAUCUUUGUCCCUCUUUUGAAGAGAACUGCCCAUUUUCAUGCUCUAUGAUAAGCAGCGAUGCCCCAUUUAUCGUGCUCCCCAACUUUGAGCCCCAUAGCUACUACGCCCAUUGUUAAUCCUGAUAUCAACGAUUCUUGUAGAAGUAACAAAAAGUGAAAUAUAAGAUCUUGAUGAUAAAACUAAUGAAAAAAAUUCCCCUGAAAUCAGCAUUCCUGAUUGUUACUUUUCAGGUAUUUCUACCCUUCUUUAAAGGCAUUCGAUCGAUGCAGGUAAAAGUGGCUUACAGCCACUUGACCCCCAGUAGUUGACCAAUCAAAUUGCCCACAGAGAAAAACAUGUGAACAGUCUCCGCCUUUCUGCAAAUCGGCGAAAUCCUAAAGUGGUUUCACGUGAGUAGUUUAAAAUUCCUAUCAAACGCGCGUGCUCUAACCGAGUUAUUUUUGGAUUCGCUGUACUUAUGCAUGUCAAAUGCCUUUAAGAUUUGUAAAGUUAGCUAAACUUUGUUGACCUUUUUCUUUACCAUCCCUAAAUUCAAAAUACAAGAUAUUGCACAUUAAACUACUUCAGGAAAGACUGGCAUAAAUCUUUGAAACACUGUAUGAAUAUGUUAUUAAAAAACUAUAACAAAAAGCUAUGUAUAUUUUAGUUUUUUGUCUAAUCGAAAAGGAUUUUAAAUGAUGUUAUUUGAGCCGAAGUAUUGCAGAUUAUAUCUUAAUGUUAGUUCAUUUUCGUCAAAAAUGACGUUAAAGCGAUCUGUUUGCUUGAACGUGAUCUUGUUUUAAAAUGUAUCACUGAUAAAAGUAACUGAAUAUUAUUCACAAAACUAAACGUACAAGCCACUACAAAUAGAUUUCCAUUUCAUGAGGUGAAGUUUCGAGCUGUUGGUCUUGCAAGCUGGCCAGCUGACACAAAAAUUUUGGUGCAUUUUUGCUUUGUGGGACUUGAGUUCUAAUUGUAGCCAAUCAAAACGCACCAUUUAUCUCUUUGGUUUUCUGAGAAACCCUGACAGAAUUAUUUAUGGCGGUAAUUCUCGAAAAUGCUAUAGAAAAUUCGCCUCCUCUUAAUACCUUAAUUGUUGAAAUAGGUAUACUAAACAAACCGGAAUAACUGAUCCUGAUCAGAAGACUGGUUUUGAAAUUUCGAUUUUUCUAUUGCCUUCAAAUAAACAUCAACUAAUCAACGAUUAAAUCUUCUACAAUCAACAUCCAACGUUUGGUGCAUCCACUGCAGCGCUAUUCUCUCAAAAGAGAGUGCAAUAUACAAAUGGUGUCCUGGAAAAGUUUUGCAAUAUUUUUAGUCUUUUUCCAGACAUUUGCCAACGCAUAGGCACUCAAAAUGAGGUAGGGAAUAUGAAGGUAACCCAGCCCGAAAGCGAUACGUACGGCAUACCUGUACACUGUAAGAUUACAGUUGACGUUAUGGUUACAUUCGAUGAUUGCUUCAUUGCUGAUAAUAUCCACAUACUGGAAUCUUGGAAUUUCCAAUAAUUGGUUGUGCACAAGUCUACUCUGCUCUGGCAUUUGCGCCCGGGGGCCUUUUCGUCACUCAUUGUGAUAGAUGAAAAUGGUACGGUCAUUGUUGCCUCAAGUUUCAUUAUUACACUUACUACACUACAUGAAAUUUCGCCUGUGUUUCUUACCUUUCUCAAUAGUGAAGCAAAUUUUGUUAUUUAAAAGGGAAUCACAGUCAUUCAUAAUGAAAAUCUCUGCGUAAUCAAGGCGAUUAUCUUAUACAGUAAACACCCGCAUAACAUAACAGAAACUAGUGGAUAAGCCUGGAGUCCGAAUAGGUUUUUAUUUGUGGAAAACACCAAAUUACAGUAAAAUUCUAGUUGCUUAGUCAUUGACAUUAAACCUUUAGCUGAUAUUAUAAAUGCUUCAAAAUAUCUAUAUUAAUGUAGUAUUGUUCUAUUCAUUAUUUUACUCCAAUUAAAGUCAUUGGUGGACUCCUUUUUGCUCGACUAUCCCAGCACCUUUUGUAUGUAGUAGGGGUUUCCACAAAUGAGUUGAUAAACCACUGGAAUCCCAAGACUUAUAGCCCAAGUAAAUAAUAUGCUUGAUGUUUUAAUUGGAACAAAAGAAAUCUGUGAAAGCCCAGAACCAAUUAAAGAGCGUAAACAGCCUUAUUCCCUUUUAAAUACCCAAUAUAUGAGAACCUAGUCAGACUGACUUAGUCAAGUUUCUUAUAUGGUGAAGGUUACUGUAUUGUAUACCAGGUGAACGUUGCUCUGACGCAUCCAAAUCAAAGUGAAGCAUGUAAAUUACAUGUUAGAUUAAAGUUGUAGUUAGAAACAAAAGACCUCGAGCUUGUAAGUAUCUUUUAUGCAUAAAGUUAACGCCCAAAAGGUUCCUUGAGUUAUUCUGUAUUCUGUUUGCUCACAAUAAACCCACAGUGUUGUUUACAAAACAGAAUGGUUAAAUAUUUAAUUGCAACUGUCGUAAUAUGUCAUCUUAUUUUAUCGUUGCAUAGCGACAAACAUUCAGCUUGUUAAUAUCUUGAUUUCUCUGUGCUUAUUUCUGCUAGGAAGAAAGAAGUCUUUGAGAUUAUUUACGAAACACUAAAAAAGGCUUUUGUUAAAGAAAGAAUCCAGACAGGUUAGAAUACUCUUUGCUUAAAUGAAAAAACCAGAAAGAAUCCCAUACAAAGAGGUAUAUGGAAAUUCGCGAACAAGACAAAAUGCCCUAACCUUGAUAUAUUUUGACAUUAAAAGAACGACAUAAUUGUUGUAGGUAUAUUCAGGAAAUGUCUGGUUGAGUGACGGGACCAAGUAAGUACAAGUAGCUCUCAGGGUGCACCACAAAAUGUUUUCGACAUGUAACAUCAUUUCAGAAAUAGCUUUUUUCCACUUGGACUCUUCAACUUUGUCAAGGGUAAGCGGUCACUGAUUGGUCAAAUAACAACCAAUCAGACGCGUAAUUCUUUCUCCCUCGCUACUUUCGAUCCACGCCUGGAAAUCUG
This is a messenger RNA of Rhopilema esculentum, 5485 nucleotides long. RefSeq lists its product as uncharacterized. NCBI's taxonomy places the organism in Eukaryota, Metazoa, Cnidaria, Scyphozoa, Rhizostomeae, Rhizostomatidae. The record is from RefSeq and is a predicted model, not a curated record.